AUGAAACUCAUAUCCCUCACAUUCCUUUUAUUUGCAUCGUAUAGGACUGCUUAUGCCGGAUCCGUAGACAUAGGGGGGCCCUGCUCAACUGGAAACAACAGACUACAAACCGGCACAUAUCAAUUUUGGAGCGAGUGCAACUCAGUAUCAUAUUGCUCCGACGAAGGUGUUUGCGUUGCCAAAGGUUGCCGAAAGGACGACUUUCCUUUUGGAUACGCUCAAGGAGAUCCAAAUCUUCCGCCAAAAUGUGGCAAGGGAGAGUUCUGUCCUGAUGAAGGCACCGAAUGCCAGCCAGUUCUCUCGGUGAACAGCCCAUGCCAGCUCAACCGUGACGAUCAGUGUGAGGGGCCAGAUAACUUCAAAGAGUUGGCCGAUACUAGUGGUCGAGGACUCAACUUCAAUGGCUCUGUGUGUCUAAACAACGUUUGCAUGUGGGCCAACGUUACUCUUGGGAAUAAGUGUGUCGUGGAAAAUACCCCUUACAUUGCAUACGGUGCAUCUGGGGAGUUUAUUGACAUAGUUUCGAGGGGAAACUGCAAGCUCGGUCUAUACUGUGACAGUUCUUCACUGGUGUGCAUGAACAACAAACUGCUGGGAGAGUCAUGUGAAGCCGAUAAAGAAUGUGAUUCAUGGAAUUGCCUUAGCUCUGGCGUUUGUGGGGUCACUGCUGCUACUCCACACCACUUUGGUGUCUACGUCUACAUCUUGGUUGCACUGGGCAUCAUCGGUGGGAUGUCUGGGACACUCACAGGGCUUUACUUUGCCCAUCGCAAGCAGCGCGAGCGCGAGCGCGCAAAACGUGCCCAAUACUGGAGAGAACAGAACGCUUUCCACCAAAACUUGAUGCAGAUGAGAGAAACUGCGCGGGCGUCAAUCCUUAAUCUCCGCACAACCAGUGGGGGCCGUAAUGAUUACACCCUGAGCCGGGACGCUUCCGACGAAUCGAACUCUGCGCUGCACACGAGCGGGCCGAAAGCCUCAGGACUGCGAAAUUACAUGGGAGAUGAUUCUGACAUCGAUGAUGGGCUAAUAAUGCAUUCUGGCAAGAAUGACGGACGAUUUUAG
Psilocybe cubensis is the source of this 1065-nucleotide messenger RNA. RefSeq lists its product as uncharacterized. Lineage: Eukaryota; Fungi; Basidiomycota; Agaricomycetes; Agaricales; Agrocybaceae. The record is from RefSeq and is a predicted model, not a curated record. Bases 1 to 1065 code for a protein of 354 amino acids. The transcript is spliced from 7 exons.